CUCCAGCUGCUUGUAUCUCUUACCUCACCCAUCAUGAAUCAGCUGUGGCCUCCACCGACAUAUAAAAGAACAUGAGAUCAAUAAAACCAUAACCCGGUCACAGAUCAGCGUCUUCGCAGCCACAGCGACAGUUUGAAGGUGGUAAAAAAAAAAAAAAAAGAUCUGCGGGUCCAACCGGAGCAGCAGCAGCCAUUCAGAGCCCGUUCACCGCGGGAUGUGUGCGCUCAGAGCCUCUCUUACAACAACGGAUGACCGCUGUGACUCUGAGAGGACCGGCACAGAGGCAGACAGGCUGCUGAGCCUGGUUCUGGCUUUCUUAAGAGGCGAACCUGCAGCUUUUUAAAGAACAUUUCAGCGCGAAUCAAAGUUUCUCAUCUCGUUGACGCACGUUGGCUACGUCUGUAUGUGUGUGUGUGUGUGUGUGUGUGUGUGUGUGUGUGUAUGAGAGGUUUGUUUCACUCUUAUAAAUACUAUUAGUUGUUUUUCUUACUACAUGUUAGUUAAUGAAGAGGUGGUGGUUCAGAAAUAACGUUUAAACAGGUGUUUGGAGUAAUUUUAAUGGAAGUCUUCGCGGUCUUGGGCGUGUCAGCGAGCAGCCCUCCUCAGCUUUGUUUCUUUGGUGUGUGCAAUCCAUCUCAUCAUGGACAGCCUGCUGAGCGGGGCCAGUAAAGGGGCCAGUGCCCUUCAGUCAGCACAGACCUCAUCACGUCAUAGAUGCUUCUCGCUGUCCUGCCCCUGUAUGACUGACUGUUUGGGAAACAAUAAAGCUUAAAUUCUUCUCAGCCUGAACAAAAGAGCCAUGCAUCCGCUGCUGUCCCUCAGUGUCUUUUGGCUGCUGCCCCUGGCCUUGACGCUGGAAGAAGACUCACCACUGGACUGUAUCCCCCGUAGAUCCGUGCCCUAUCAUAGGGACAAUGCUCACCUCUUUCAUGAGGAGGGAGUGUCCAACUACUCCACCAUGCUGCUGAGAGAAGAUCUGGACCUGCUAGUGCUGGGUGCCAGGGAGGCAGUAUAUGCCCUUGACCUUAACGACAUCUCCAAGAAACUUGCUUCAGUUAAAUGGGAAGUGACACAAAAGCAAGAAGAUGAGUGUAAGAACAAAGGAAAAGAUCCUGAGACGGACUGCAAGAACUAUAUCAGGAUCCUCCAUAAGACGGAGGAUAACAAGAUGUACGUGUGUGGAACGAAUGCUUUUGAUCCCGAGUGUGAUUACAUGUCCUAUGUAGAUGGAAAGCUGACUCUUGAGAAGAAAGGAGAAGAUGGCAAAGGGAAGUGUCCGUUUGAUCCUUUCCAGAGAUACGCCUCCAUCAUGUUUGAAAACAAUCUCUACUCAGCCACUUCAAUGAACUUCCUGGGCUCUGAACCUGUCCUGAUGCGUAGCAAUCCUGUCUCCAUACGCACUGAGUUCAAGAGCUCCUGGCUUAAUGAGCCCAACUUUGUUUCCAUGGCUCAGAUGCCAGAGGGCGAGCUGAGCGAGGAUGGAGACGACGACAAGGUUUACCUGUUCUUCAGCGAGACAGCUGUGGAGUGCGACUGCUACAACAAGCUGGUGGUCUCUCGUGUGGCCCGUGUCUGCAAGGGAGAUCUUGGAGGUCAGAGGACAUUGCAGAAGAAAUGGACAUCCUUCCUAAAGGCCAGAAUGGACUGCCCAGUGCUCGAGUCUCAGCUGCCGUACAUUAUCCAGGACACUUACCGCUGGUGUGACCCCCAGCAGCGCUGGAAGGACUGUUUGUUCUACGCCAUCUUCACACCACAGUCGGACACAUCAGACCUGUCUGCAGUGUGUGUGUACCGCGUGUCUGACAUCAGCAGAGUGUUUGCGGAGGGGAAGUACAAGACCCCAGUCCCCGUAGAAACCUCUUUUGUUAAGUGGGUGAUGUAUAGCGGAGAUGUCCCCGUCCCUCGGCCCGGAGCUUGCAUAGACAAUGAGGCUCGUAAAGCGGGCAUAACUCAGACUCUGGACCUCCCAGACCGGACCCUUCAAUUUAUCAAAGAUAGGCCCCUCAUGGACCAAGCCAUCCAGCCAAUAGGAGAGAAGCCUCUACUGGUGCGAAGGGGAGCUACAUUCACACGCAUCAUAGUCAACCAAGUGCAGGCUGCAGAUGGCGAGAAGUACCAUGUGAUGUUCAUUGGCACAGAGCAGGGCACAGUGCUGAAAGCGGUGAACUACGAUGGAGAGAUGUUCAUCAUAGAAGAAAUCCAACUCUUCCCUCACCCAGAGCCAAUCAAGAUAAUGGCAUUCUCUAAUGUUACGGGUCAGAUCUAUGCAGGAUCCGACGCUGGAGCAGCACAGAUACCACUGGCCACCUGUGGAAGGUCCUCAUCCUGUAUGGACUGUGUGCUAACCAGAGACCCAUACUGUGGCUGGGACAAAGUUGUUGGGAAAUGUAUUCUCCUUUCUAGUUCACAAAGUGAACUAAUCCAAAGUGUCAAAAAAGGAGAUGCCUCUCUCUGCCCAGAUGCUGAUCCUGUUAAGCCUCUGAAUCGGUCCUUCUGGCCUGGGGGAAACUUGAAGCUCAAUUGCCCUUCACCUUCCAACCUGGCAAAAACGAGCUGGGAGCGGGACGGCAGCCCUCUGAUCACUGAACCUCGCAUUCAGCAUAUCGGAGACACACUGCUUAUCCUCAACGCCUCAAACUCCGACAUUGGUCGCUACCGCUGUCUGUCUGUGGAGAGUUCCAAAGCUGCCGAAUACAAGACCACUGUGGCCAUUUACCAGGUUAGCGUAGGUCCAGCAGGCCCUGGCAAUAAGAAUCUGCUUUUUCCCCAGGCUCAGAGGGAUGGCCCCUCUGUGACUGGACUGCAGGCUGUCCUUGGGCUCUUUGUGGUUGGUUUUCUUGUCCUUUUGGCCUGGAAUUUUUACAAAGGCCACAUACCGCUUCCUUGGAACUGCAGAAAGAACCAAGAACAACCCCAGGACCAGGAGGGUCUGAACUCCAGUGUGACAUACCAAGAGGCACUAAGGCCUGCCCUAGCAGAGGACAAGCCCCUGGUGUCAGGAACAGACAACGGCACCAGCAAUAACAACCACACCGGAGGAGAGGCAGCAUUCAGUGCUGCAGAGGAGAAUGAUGCCCCAAAAGUGAAUCUUCCAUCUCUGCAGUUUAUUGAUGAUGAGUCCGAAAUUUGAGAAUGAAUUCAGAGCUUUUCAGUUUAACAUAUGGGACUUGUACAAUGAGUUUAAAUACUUUCCAUAUGGUUGAAACUUUUAUUUCAGAGACUAUAAACAGUCGAGCACAGUUGGACACACCAAAAGAAAGAGACACUUGAAUUUCUGCUUUACUGUUUUUGUUUUACUAUAAUUGUUUGUGGAUUUAAAAGUAUAUUUUAGUUAACUACUAAUUGAUGAUUUAGAUUGAAAUAUCUUGUACAGACUGGUAUGAUUUUCACAAGGAAUGUACAAUGACUAAAAUUGAGCCAUUUCAAUUCUAACCACUAGCUGAGAUUUAGUUUUAUUAUAAUAAACCUUUUCUACCUGG
Molecule: messenger RNA, 3479 nt
Organism: Dicentrarchus labrax (European seabass)
Lineage: Eukaryota; Metazoa; Chordata; Actinopteri; Moronidae
Gene: sema4e
Product: semaphorin 4e
Exons: 15
Coding region: 800-3130 (776 amino acids)
Biological process (GO): negative regulation of axon extension involved in axon guidance; neural crest cell migration; positive regulation of cell migration
Molecular function (GO): semaphorin receptor binding; chemorepellent activity
Source: RefSeq, a predicted model, not a curated record